Molecule: messenger RNA, 3139 nt
Organism: Rhipicephalus sanguineus (brown dog tick)
Lineage: Eukaryota; Metazoa; Arthropoda; Arachnida; Ixodida; Ixodidae
Product: cystinosin homolog
Exons: 10
Coding region: 445-1605 (386 amino acids)
Biological process (GO): L-cystine transport
Cellular component (GO): lysosomal membrane
Molecular function (GO): L-cystine transmembrane transporter activity
Source: RefSeq, a predicted model, not a curated record
CCAAAAAGAGGAGCGCGCUGUUCCGCAUGCAGCAAGAGGAAGAUGACACGCGAGCGUCGCUGAACACGUGGUGAAGAAGAAGAAGCCGCCGCCGCCGCCGCCUCGAACCGCGGCCGCCGCAAGCAAGCCAGCAAGUUUUCCACUGCGACGCUAGAGCCGCUGGCUCAGCCAGUACGGUUCCGUGUGUGUCUACAAAAGCGAGAGGGGGCGCCUGUAGUAACCCUAUAGCUUCCCAACGCGUCGUGCGUGUGUUCAAAGCGUCGUCGACGUCGUGGACGUGCGGCGCGCGUCUGCAGCCAUAGCGGGAAACGGCACCGUUCGACAACGAGAGAACCAGCUGCGCGCCGGAAGACUCGGACGCCCGUCGUGUGUGUGUGUGUGUGUGUUUAUACGUUGGGAGAAGGACGCACGCCUUGGGUCCCCGUCGCUUCACACGUCGGAGCCAUGUGCUACGGGCGGACAGGAUGGAGCAGCUUUCCGAGUUCAGGUCUUCUCGUUCUCCUGGUCGGAAUCGCAGCGCUUGCCACCGCCAAGGAAAGCCGGAUCCGAGUCUCUACUCACGAUUUGGAAUGGAAACUUGGAGAUUCGUCGGGAUUUUACGUCUUCAUCGACCCACCGCCGAACGAGACAGUGCUGGUGAGCUUGGUCGCGUCCAAGGGCGAGGACCUGUUGGCCGACUCUCCUGGGCGUCACGUGAUAGCGCCGGGAUCGGAGGGUGGCCUCUGGCUCAACCUGAGCGCGCGCAAGGCCGGCUACGCCGUGAUCCACCUCAAUGCAUCGCUACCUGACGUCGAUUCCAGCGACGCCUUUGUGCGCAUCAGCGUCCUCCGUCUGAGCUGGCUCAACGUGCUGAGCGCAGUGUUCGGCUGGCUCUACUUCAUCGCCUGGUCGGUCUCCUUCUACCCGCAGAUCUACCUCAACUGGAAGCGCAGAAGUGUUGUCGGCUUGAGCUUCGACUUCAUCGGCCUCAACCUAACGGGCUUUCUGGCGUACUCCUUCUUUAACCUUGGCGUCUUCUUCAGUCCCGUCGUUCAGAGCGAGUACUACGCGCGGCAUCCUGCGGGCGUUCUGCCGGUUGAGGUGAACGACAUCGUGUUCGGCCUGCACGCCUCGCUCGCCACCUUCAUCACGGUGCUGCAAUGCUACUUCUACGAGAGGAAGGACCAGCGCAUGUCCAUGGCGGCCCGGGUACUUCUGGGCAUCGUGUGGGUCGGCGGAGUGCUCUACGGCAUCAUAACGCUCGCCGCUGGUCGCCACUGGAGCAGCCCCUGGCUCUUCUACCUCUACUACUUCUCCUACUGCAAGCUCGUCAUCACCCUGGUCAAGUACAUCCCGCAGGCCAUCCUCAACUUCAGGAGAAAAUCGACGAUAGGCUGGAGUAUCGGCAACAUACUCCUCGACUUCACCGGCGGAACCCUGAGCAUGCUGCAGAUGUUUAUCAUCGCCUAUAAUUACGAUGACUGGUCGUCGCUGUUCGGGAACUUCACCAAGUUCGGUCUCGGCCUCAUCAGCAUCAUGUUCGACGUGAUGUUCAUGAUGCAACACUACGUCCUCUACCCCAACGGCAAUUCUGCGCUCAAGAAAAUGCCGCACGACGAUCUUUAGGGGCGCAUUCCUGCCAGCCUCACAAGCCCGCCCCCAUACAUCAUAGCGCAUAUACGUAUACAUUGCAUCGAUUUAGACAUGCUGCCUCAGGAGAGAAAAAUGAGGACAUCUAUUCGUUUGUUUGAACUGUUGUACAUUUGUUAUAUUUGACGAACUGCUGGAACUUAUUUACCUCUGUAUACCCUUGCUGUUGCAUCCUAUAAGCUGUGACGUUAAAGCUGCGAUACUUGGCUUUUCCAUUUCCAGUGUGCUAAACGUUUUACUUCAUUGGCUCCUUCAUAACUAUAGGCUUAUGUAGCGCGAGUUUUCUAAGGGACCUUCUCCAUUUUAUUUCCUGAAAACCUACAGUUGAUUUAGGCAGCGCAAGAUAAACACCACGAAUAUUCGUAACAAUAGAGGGAUCACAUAUGCUGCAGUUUUCUCGGCUGUAGCACAACCUCGAUUCCGAACAGCAGAUAACGUUUUUCCACGCUGCCCCGCAUAACCUUGUUCUUCUGUCUGUCUUUUUUUUUUUUUACGUCUUCGUCUAUUCUCUCGUAUAGUGGCAGAGAUCUCAAUCUCAAUUAUGCACUUGUGUUGCGUGUUGCGACAGUGCGGGCACGCGGUAUCUCAUCGAUGUUUCAUUACCAUUCGUGCAGCAUGUUUUGAGAAACGUUAUCUACGCAAUAUACGCACCCAUAGUGGAUGGAAUAACGGGGCUCAGAAAAUAGUCUGUACGCGUCUCGUCUUCUUAACUGAAUUUUUUUUGUGUGGUGCGUCGUGCACAUAACGCAUAAGCAUACCGGCGCCCCGCGAACUCGUGCUUUUAUCAUAUUACAUCUUUAAGUAUCCCCAAGCUUGCGCCUCAGUACAGCUUAAACGCGGCGACUGAGGUGCGUGAUUGCCCAAUCGAUACGCUUUCGUGACCAUUCACACGACGGAAUCUUUUAAAACGUACAAAGCCGGCUUUCCAGCAAUGCUCAAGCGUUCAAAGUUCGGCGCGCUCAACUUAUCGUUAAAAUGGUAUCGGUUACCUCUGUACUUGCAAAUGUGCAUUUCGUGUCACGCAGGCUUGGCACUUUACCGAAAGAACUUUUUUUCAAAUGCUUUCUUCUUAUUACAGUGUUGGUAACUUUACGGAACACCCUAUCGUAUUUACGCGCGAAGAGAGAACCAUGUUGACAACAUUGCAGUUGCUUAUGCGUAUACGUGGCAUGGUUGACUAAAUUGUUUGACCUUGUACCUUUCGUACAUGUUCGUGAUAUCAAACGCGAGAUGUGCUCUUAAAAACAUUUCACGACUUAACUUUGUUCAUUUGGUAUAUCGUCCAUGCUUCGAAAUGGGUUUCCUGCGUGAGCGAAAUACUGCAAAUAUUUCUAUGCGAAGUGGAACUCAACUAUUGCACUUCUGUACGACACAGCUUUACAAAGGAACAUGUAUCAUCAUAUGUAUCACGCUUGAACAUAAAAUCUGCAUUUGGUCAUGUCAAUGUGUCCUGCUCUUGCCGCAUUCUCGCUGAAAAAGAAAAGAACGUAAUAGAUUUCUUGCAGUCAUA